AUGCGGACAACGCUUCGCUGGGACUGCGCCUGGCUUGAGGUUUAUUUUGGUGCCGACAUCGUGGGCGAUUUCGUGCCGAACAAGUGUUUCGUGAAACAGAAGUCUGCUUGUCUGCACCCGAUAUGGGUCCCAAAGGGAGCGAAGAGGUCCGCGGAUGGAUUUGCUUCUUGGGCGGCCCUGGCUGCCGCAGAUGACGAUGACGAUCCCGACGACCUCGGAGGGGAAGUUGCUGUCGAUGCAGCUGCAGAGUCGGACGAGCCCGACCCUGAGGGCGACGAGCUGGCGGCUGAGAGCGAACCAGGAGAUAGCGCAGGCACUGAGACUGGCGGCAGCGUAUUGUCAGAUGACAUCUCCGACGGCGGCGGGGGCCUGCCAGCUCACAUCGUUGUUCUUGUGCCUGGCCUCGGGCGGAUCAGCUAUUACGACACAUUUGAUCGGAAGUACUUCGUGGCCAACUGCGCGGACCCUGAUCACGUCUGCCACUUGCCGUGCCACACCACUCGCGUGUCCACGCCAGGGCACAAGAAGGGUCAAGGCCGCCCGCUCGGGUGGAUGAUGUCGUGGCUGGAGCGGCAGGGCGGCCUUGCGGCUGCCAGGGCCGCGACGCGGCAUGACCAUGUGCACGGCGGCUGGAGGCCCACGUUCGAGGAGCGCCGCGCGGCCAGAGAGCGGCUCGCUCUGUUGCCUGGCGGCCUUGCGUUGAUUGCAGAGGAGUUCGUUCCUCCAGGCCAGGAUCCUGGAGCAGAGCCUACCGAGUUCGUGUAA
Prorocentrum cordatum is the source of this 765-nucleotide messenger RNA. The record is from the annotation of a GenBank genome assembly. Lineage: Eukaryota; Dinophyceae; Prorocentrales; Prorocentraceae.